CUCCAGCCGCAGUUUGCUUCCCCUGGGUGCAGCUGGAGUGGUAGAAAACUCACCCUGCAAAUAAAUCAUCUUUCCUAAACCCCUGGCAAUCGCUGCCUGCAUUCCGUGCUGUUGUUAAAUCCUUGCUGGCCUUGGCCCUGGGGGUUGUUUUAUCACUGGGGCAGCGGGAACAUCAGAUGAGCUCUCCGUUGCUUUUCCCCAUGAGGUUCUGGAUUCCAACACCGGCCUCCUGUCCUGUCGCCGUUUCCAGGAAAACCAUCGCCCGGCCCCUUCGCGUGGGCGUUUCUCUGAGCGUUCACAAGAAACAACCCCAUCGCUUCAACCAUGGCUGCGGGACACGCCGUGGAAAAUCUUCAGGAGGAAAUCACCUGCGCCAUGCCGCUGGGGCCGGUUCCUGCCCCCAAUGCCGUUUACCUUUCCCCCGCGAUGGCUUCCGACCCAACCGGCAACUGGCCAACGUGGUGGCGGCCGUCCAGGAGCUGGCAAUGCCGGCAGCGGAGGAGCUUUGCCGGCGGCACUGCCAACCCUUCACCCUUUUUUGUCGCCGGAACGGGAUCCUCCUCUGUGCCACCUGCGCCGAGAAUCGUGCCCACCGUGCCGUGCCCCUUGAAGAGGCCGCUCGCGAGUACAGGGAGCAGUUCGAAGCUUCCCUAAAAGCCCUGCAAGAGGAGGACGAGCGACGUGCCAGGCUGGCAGCGGCAGCGGAGGAAAUGAGACAGGAGAUGCUGACCCGAGUUGAUGCCGAGAAGCAGAAGCUGCUGGCGGUGCUGGAAGGGCUUCGGCGGGUGCUGGGCGAGCAGGAAUCGCGGUUCUUGAUCCGUCUUGGUCGCCUACGUCGAGGGCUGGAGGAGCAGCGUCGUGGUGAGGCCACCGAGCUGGCCCGGCUGCGGCAACACCGCACCGAGCUCCAGACCAAGUGCCGACAACCGGACAGUGACCUGCUACGGGAUGCCCAAAUCACCUUGAGCAGGUGCACGGAGUGGAGGGCGCAGCCAUCGCUGCCACCAAUGCCAGAGCUGGAAGCGGAGCUUGAGGAUUUUGCCCUGAAAACCAACAUGCUGGCAGAGGCGGUGACACAGUUUAAAGACAUCUUGGGGUGCUCGCUGGAGGAAGACUUGGGGGGAUACCGGAGAGCAACCGUGACGCUGGACCCAGCCACAGCUCACCCCCAAAUCCUAGUGUCAGCAGACGGCCGGACCGCGGGACGCCGGGAAUCGCCCCCGGCUCCUCUUCCCUCGGGAGCCGAGCGUUUCGAGUCUCUCCGCUGCGUUUUGGGUCAGCAGGGCUUCACGGGGGGUCGGCACCGCUGGGCUGUGGAGGUUCGUCCCGGUCCCGACUGGGCGUUGGGGGUGGCUCGGGAAUUUGUGUCCCGUAAGGGCUGCUUCGGUCUCAGCCCCGAACGAGGCGUUUGGGCUGUGGGGCAGUGGUUGGGGCAGCUACAGGCUCUCACCUGGCCCAGCCCCACAUCUCUGCCCCACGGCCGCGUGCCCCGACGUAUCGAGGUGGCUUUGGAUUACGCUGGUGGGCGGGUGGCUUUCCGCGAUGCCGACAGCGAGACCGAAAUCUUCGCCUUUCCCCCGGCCGCUUUCGCUGGCGAACGGCUGCGGCCGCUGCUCUGGCUGGGCGAGGGGCCGGCUCUGCUCACCCUCUGCCCCUGAACCUCUCAAAACCAGACUCUUCCACCACCCCAACAAACCCUCCUGCUCAAUAAACAGCCCCAACCCACCCCCUAGCCCCAUUUGCUUUUCCUUUUAACACUUAAUUUAGCAAAAUUAAUCACAUUUUGCCCUCCUGCUCCUUGCCAGGUUUGCAUGGACUCAAAUUUCCCCUGAAAUACCAUUUUUUUGCAGCUCUGCUG
Messenger RNA from Harpia harpyja (harpy eagle), 1858 nucleotides. RefSeq names its product zinc finger protein RFP-like. NCBI's taxonomy places the organism in Eukaryota, Metazoa, Chordata, Aves, Accipitriformes, Accipitridae. The transcript is spliced from 8 exons. The coding region runs from base 177 to 1658 and encodes 493 amino acids. Gene Ontology annotation, molecular function: zinc ion binding; protein binding. The record is from RefSeq and is a predicted model, not a curated record.